GGGGCCCUGCCCGGGAGCCCGAGGUGGGCGGCCUGCGGGAGGCGGCGGGCCUGGGGCUGAGCCUGGAGCGGUCCCGGCCCCGCAGGCCCUGGGAGCCCGGGGGAGGGGAGCCGCAGAGCCCCCGAGGGACGGACGCAGAGUCCCUUCCGGGGUCCUGGUAGUCCUGUGAAUCCUGGGGGGGCCUCGCCCCUGUUUCCUGAACCUCAGUGGGGACCACAGCCCCUCCCCACCCCGCAGGGACUCCAGGUCCCCCUCCUGAGCCGGGGGCAUCCCCCCAGCGCCCUUCUCUGGACCCCACUCUCUCUGAGCCACUAGUCCCUUCUCUGGGACCCAGGAGACUUUCUCUGGUCUCCUCUGAAUGGCCAGGGAGACACCCACCCCCUUUUCCUGAAGCCAAGCCAGGACUGUGCUGUCCCCUUCCGUGAUUGUGGGGGGGUCCACUGCCUUUUUGAGGCUCCAAAGGAGUUCUGAUCUCCUCUUCUGUACCCCAGAGGGGCCCCACCUUCUCCCUCCCGACACUCUGAGCCCAAAAGGAAGCUGGAGGCAUCUCCUCUCAAACACUCAGAGGACUUCAGCAACCUUCCCUGGGUACCCCAAACUCUAAGCCUUUGUGGGGUCCUCAGAUCCCUUUCCCCAGGACACCCAGCUUCCCUCUGGUGAUUCCUCCCAGUGGGGGCCCAAGUAGGGGGUGACUCAGCUAGUGCCCAGGCCUCCUUCCUCUGGAGCCCUCAUGUCCCCCUCCUAGAUACCCAGCUUCUAGCUCUGGGCCUUUGGGGUACCUUGCUUUUCCUCUGGGUCCCACCUUCCUUGCUGAGUUUCUGUGGCCUCCCAGGCCCUCCACUGAUUUAGAGGCUUUACUGGCCAGAGGCUCUGUUUUUUCCUCUUCUAAGCUGCAGAGGCACCUAGACUCCCCCGCUGGAGGUUCCAGGGAAGAUUCAGAUCUUCCUUUCUUGGAAUCCAUUGGAAACUGAGCCCUUCAUCUCCUUCAGGACCCCAGCCUGUCCCCACUCCCCACCUUAGGGCCCCUCCUCAGCUCUGCCUCCUUUGCACCUGUUCUGAGCCCCACCGGGGCCACGGCCUCUGGGAUGAUGAUGUGGUCCAACUUUUUCAUGCAAGAGGAGGACCGGCGGCGGCGGGAGGCUGUGGGCCGGCGGAGGGCUCAAGGGCAGCAUCAGCUGACCCCCGAGCGGGAGGGGAAGAUCAAGCUGGGGCUCCUGCUGAGCGCCGUGGGUGCCACGCUGGCUGUGCUGGCCGUGGGCACCGAGUUCUGGGUGGAGCUCAACACGUACAAGACCAAUGGCAGCGCCGUCUGCGAGGCUGCCCACCUGGGGCUGUGGAAGAUGUGCACCAAGCGGCUGUGGCAGGCCGACCUGCCGGAGGGCAGAGAUACCUGCGGCCCCGCAGAGCUGCCUGGAGAAGCAAACUGUACCUAUUUUAAAUUCUUUACCACGGGGGAGAAUGCACGCAUCUUCCAGAGAACCACAAAGAAAGAGGUGAAUCUGGCAGCUGCGGUGAUAGCAGUGCUAGGCUUGGCAGUCAUGGCCCUGGGGUGCCUUUGUAUCAUCAUGGUGCUCAGCAAAGGCGCAGAGUUCCUACUCCGAGUUGGAGCUGUCUGCUUUGGCCUCUCAGGCCUGCUGCUCCUGGUCAGCCUGGAGGUAUUUCGGCAUGCCGUGCAAGCCCUGCUGCAGAGAGUCAGCGACGAGAACCCCCCAGCCCCUGCCCUGACCUAUGAGUACUCCUGGUCCCUGGGCUGUGGCGUGGGGGCCAGCCUCGUUCUGCUGCUGGGAGCUGGCUGCUUUUUCCUGCUCACUUUGCCGACCUGGCCCUGGGGUUCACUCUGUCCUAAGCAGGGGCCCCGGGACACCUAGAGCAACCACUGUGCCUUCUCAAAGCUCCUUCUAAACUCUUCCUUUUCUCCAUUUUAUCCCUCAACCCCCACCCCCUGGAAAAACUGUGUUCUCCUUGUUGUGGGGCUCACAUGGUUUGCACAAACCUGCCUCUUCUGCCUCAUUGUUGCCCUUUGUGAAUAUGUUCUUUACUAUAGCUGAAUUGGGAUGCUCGGGGGUAGGAUGGGGAGAGGCUUUUUGCAAAUGAGGGUCCCCAGGGAAGGCUGGGAGGGAACUGAUGGGGUACCUAGGG
This is a messenger RNA of Canis lupus familiaris (dog), 2139 nucleotides long. RefSeq names its product calcium voltage-gated channel auxiliary subunit gamma 6 (gene CACNG6). Gene Ontology annotation, molecular function: calcium channel regulator activity. Gene Ontology annotation, biological process: regulation of calcium ion transmembrane transport via high voltage-gated calcium channel; calcium ion transport. NCBI's taxonomy places the organism in Eukaryota, Metazoa, Chordata, Mammalia, Carnivora, Canidae. Bases 1086 to 1868 code for a protein of 260 amino acids. The record is from RefSeq and is a predicted model, not a curated record. The transcript is spliced from 4 exons. Gene Ontology annotation, cellular component: L-type voltage-gated calcium channel complex; membrane.